This is a messenger RNA of Dunckerocampus dactyliophorus (ringed pipefish), 4034 nucleotides long. It is a transcript of the gene lrit2, whose product is annotated as leucine-rich repeat, immunoglobulin-like and transmembrane domains 2. The coding region runs from base 133 to 1845 and encodes 570 amino acids. Gene Ontology annotation, molecular function: protein binding. NCBI's taxonomy places the organism in Eukaryota, Metazoa, Chordata, Actinopteri, Syngnathiformes, Syngnathidae. The transcript is spliced from 3 exons. The record is from RefSeq and is a predicted model, not a curated record.
UGCUGACUCCAUCAAGAAUUAGGUGUUGUGUGCUCGGGACAGGAUUAGUCCUAAUAAGCUUCCCUCGUCUGCCUCACCGGACAUGUCCUGAGCACGAAUGUCAUCCGCCAUUUGGGCAUUUUUUGCCAGACUAUGGAUGGAAUUUAUUUGCUGGUUAGUGUUUUGCUUCACGUGCGAGGGUACGAGAGCUUUUCUCAGUGUUUGCGAGGGUGCAGCUGUAUAGAGGACCGUCAUGGAAGGUCGCUCAUAUGCAUGGAGGAAAGCGUCUUUGGGGCCAUACCAGAGAACAUUCCACAUGAUAUGACCAAAAUCAGAAUAGAAAAAUCAAAAUUUACUGAAAUCGGACGUGGCGCAUUCUCAAGAACGCCCGCCUUGGAGAACCUGUGGUUGAACUUCAACGACAUCACCUUGAUCAACUCCAAGGCUCUGGAAGGUGUGAGGAACCUGACUGAGCUCCGCCUGCAAGGGAACAAGCUGCGCUCUGUGCCAUGGACGGCGUUCGAGGACACUCCGAGCCUGAAGAUCCUGGACCUGAAACACAACCAGCUGGACGUGCUGCCGGAGCACGCGUUAAAAUAUUUGCCCGAUCUGACUUACUUAGACUUAUCCUUCAAUCGGCUUACGGUCAUAUCCAAGGAGGUCUUCCAAAACUGGCCCCUGUACCAAAAGCUGCAGAGCGUGGAGGAGCGGGAGUUGAGCGCUUCCAGACCGAAUGUGGUCUUGGCGCUCCACGACAACGCCUGGCUGUGCGACUGUCGACUCAAGGGCUUUGUGGAGUUCAUCAGGUCUCUAAGUCCCCCGAUUAUUCUGAUGAACUCCUACUUGACCUGCUCCGGGCCGGACUUUAGAGCGGGCAAGUUCUUCCACGAGGUCGAGCUCCAGGCUUGCAUGAAGCCCGUGGUCACCACCCCGUCGCCCAACGUCAGCCUGUCGCUGGGCGCCAACGUUACGCUACGCUGCCUCGCCAAGGCCCGGCCGGACCCUGCGGUGUGGUGGACAUAUGGUCUGAAGAUAAUCAGAGGAUUUCAUGAGUCCCAGGAGAGAGUGGAUGAAGACACCAUCCGAUCCCUCCUGGUCAUCCCGUCCCUCCACGGAGCCGACCGUGGCGUCUAUACCUGCAGCGCCGUCAACUUCAUCGGAAACUCCUCCGCCAACAUCCAGGUGGACAUCAUCUCUCCCGGCGGCUCCCAGUCGUCGUCCCAUCCCGGUUUCCCGCCGGCGGCGGCCGAUGAGAACGUCUACAUCGACAUUCGCAUUGCCAAGCAGACAGUGCGUGGCAUCGCCAUCGAGUGGUUCGCCGCCUUGGACCGCCCGGAUCAGACAUGGUUCACCAUCCAUUUUGGAAGAGCAGAUGCAGACAAGAAGGAGACCAUCUACAUCGGUCCUGGUAUCCACUCCUACUCCGUCUCUGACCUGAUGCCCGCCACCAAAUACGAAAUCUGCGUCACCCUGAAGAACCAAGCGCCGCGUCCGGGCCAGUGCGUCGUGUUCGUGACAGGGAGUGACAUCACUGAGAUGGAGCAGAGGGAGAAGCUGAUUCACAUCGUGGUGAUCGUCCUGGCCAUGGUGCUGGCCGUGCCCAUCGGCAUGUACGCCUGCACCACCGACGCCAGGUUCACCUGUCUGGAGGGGAUGAUGGCGUUCUGGAAAAACCGGCGAAGCGAGAGAAGCUCGGCCGGGUUGGAGCACGAGCGGCAAGGCACCUUCGACAGCCUGCAGGCGGCCAGCGACGAGGGCUUGGUUCGUAGAGAGUCCAGUGAAGACAGGAAGGUGAGGCGGAGGUCAGAUGACAGACUGCAUAAGAGCAAGGCUGACCACAGCAGAAUCACUGCAGAACUUUACUAAACAUACAAUACACACUCCUUUCUUCAUGUGUGCAAUGCUGACUUGGAUACUCUCUGCUCUCUCCUCUGUUUCCAGGGCGGGAGGUUUGUUGCAAAGAUGUGAUUGCUCUCCUUUUUUGUCAAGAUUUUUGUUCAAGGGAUUGCACCUUGCACGCCACUUUUUCUCUCUCAAUUUUCAUAAUUCUCUUGUUACUUUGCAUUUUUCGUUGGUUGCUGCUUUAAUGACGAGUACACAACUUUGUGUUAGCACCUCGACAUUGUUGCACUGCCUCGGUGGCCAUCACUUAUUGUAGGUAUUAGAAAUGCAUGAUGUGGGUUUUUUUCAAAGCGAUACCAAUAACUUUCUGCUUCUCAAUACUGAUAUGGUACUGAUAACUUUUUUUAUAUCUACUUUUUUAUUUAGAUUUAACUGUAGUUUGUGCACACCUGGAGGUAUGAUUUGCCCUAAUCAAAUAUCAUGACAUUAUUACUACCUAGGGGUGUAACGAUUCACUUACUACAAUGAUAGAUCGAUUUAUGUUCCUAUGAUUCAUCCACAUCGAUUUGUGUUUGGCAAGUUGCCAUUCCGGACAACAUAUAUCAAUCUAACAUCAUCUAAAAGGUAAUCAAUGGAUUGCAUCGAUACUAGGAAAUAAAGCAGGCUUUAUAUGGAUGUGUGUGUUUUUUUAGCACUUUUAAUGAUAAAGACAUUAAACGUUACUCGAUCCAGUCUGCCUGUCUAUGACAUCAUCUCCCCGCGCCAGCAGACAACAAAACGUAGCAUGGCAGAUGGCAGGAGGACAAGUGAGUGAGAAAUAAUUAAGCCACCAUUGCUGUCCAAUGUGUGGAAACACUUUGGCUUUUGCAAAGAGGGAGAUGUUCUAAAUAAGUCGCUCGCUUUUUGAAGGAACUGUUAAGUUCAAGUAAAAUACCGCAGCAACACGACAAAUCUCUCCAACCACCGUGCCCUACUAAGGCGCCAUGGGAUUUCACACAACGCUGACCGUCCAGGCACCUCUUGCAGUAGCAAGUAGCAGGUAAACAUACUGUUGAUUCAACCUGAAGAGAUGUUGGUUGCACCUAAUUAUUUAUAUUAAUGUUUUAUUUGUAUUAUUUUUAUGUUGAAAAACAUAAAAACAGCCAAAGUAGCAGGUAAAACUACUGUUGAAAUGUUGAUUGCACUUGCUGUACUUUUAUUGAAAAAGUAUUGAGUAUUGAAAAUGAGAGCAGAAAAGGUUAACGUCCUGUUAAUUCAACCUGAAGUGUUGGUUGCACUUUAUUCAAAUAAAAUGUGUAGGCAUAAACGUAGGCAUUGAUUGUUGUUUACUUGUUUGUUUAUAUCCAUAAUUAAUUAAUUAAUUUUACCUGAUUCCUUCCAAAAAACAGUGGGAAUCUAGGAAACCUCACCUGCACUAUCCAGGGAUUUAUUUCACAGCCACACUGGUUGAAUUUGUGGCUAAAAAGUUACUGAAUCGAUAUAAAGUUACUGAAUUGUUUCGGAUUGUAUUGUUCUAAAUGAACCAAUAUUGUCCUUCAAUCAUAUCGGCAACCACAAAUCAUGACACGAAUCGAAUCGCUAUUCAAAUGAAUCGUUACUCCCCUACUAGUAGUUACUUACUAUCAGGAGAACCAGAGUAUAGAGCGGGAGGAGCACGUGGCCCAGCGAAGUUGUAUCUAAAUAUCUCAAGAAGUAUUGAACAACAAAUGUUAAAAUGGGAAAACAAAUUAGGCAACCAAAAAUGUUACAAACACGUACCUGUUAUCAUGAUACAUAUCCUUAAAUUAACCAAUCUGAGCGUUACUGUUUUUGUGUAUUUGGACAUUUUUGAUACGGGUCUUAUAUACAGUAUUUAUAUAAGACAUAUACCUAUAAUAUAUGACAUAUUAACCAUUUGUUUUAAUUUUCUGAUUUAAAUUUCUAAUUCUGAAAGCUAAUGUAAAUAAAAUUGUGAAAAUAACUCAGUAACAAAGUAAUUUCAUUUAAUUGAUUGCUCGGUCGUUCAUUUUCUUUGUGAAUAAAGAAAGCUCUGUCUGUCAUUUUUGUACUGUUUACAAUGUGUUACUUUUUCUCCAAAAUAUUACUCAGUUCUCCUAAAGUCUUUUGCGUGCUGUUUGUGCAGAGGCUGUGCUGUUACAUGUAUGUCGAGUCAGUGUGCAUCUCAACAUGCAUUCUGCUUCCUGCGAUUCAAUAAACGUGCGUGUAUGUGUGGA